Molecule: messenger RNA, 2639 nt
Organism: Gossypium raimondii (Peruvian cotton)
Lineage: Eukaryota; Viridiplantae; Streptophyta; Magnoliopsida; Malvales; Malvaceae
Product: probable LRR receptor-like serine/threonine-protein kinase At5g10290
Exons: 12
Coding region: 567-2387 (606 amino acids)
Biological process (GO): protein phosphorylation
Molecular function (GO): ATP binding; protein kinase activity; protein binding
Source: RefSeq, a predicted model, not a curated record
UGAAGUUUGCUGUCAUAUCUGGUUUAUUAAUAAAUGAUGUCGUUUUUCCAAUCCACAUGUUUUAGAUUUGUCAACAGGUUACAACAUGGUUGAAGCAGCAGUAACCAUGUAGCUGCACAUUGUAUUUCACUCCUUACUAGUCAAUUCAAAGUCACCUUGAGAGGAAAGAGAAAGAGUAAUUAUUGCAGAGUUUCUUUUUGGAAGUCUGUAUAUCCCACCCAAAGUAAAAAACAAUAGAAUAAUAAGGCAUAAAGGGAAGAAGAAGACUGAGAGGGGAUUGGAGAAGAGCAAAGAGCAAAAAGACAAAUCUUGUCAUUCUCUUUAAAAAAAUAACUCAAAACAAAUAUACUAUCUUUCCUUUCACUAAGCAAGUUGAUUCCUUUUAAUUCACGAGAAUCAAAGUUUGAUUCUUUCACUUUCAAAUCUCAUCAUCCAUAAGAAAUGGAAGUACCCAUCUUUUUUUCUUUUCCAAUCUGAUUCCUUUCUUAAGAGAUGGAAGUCAUUUGUAUGCUCAUAAAAGAUUUUGUAUUUCGUUGCGUUGAUCAUUGGGGUUGACUUUGCUGAAGAUGGAAUUUCUUCUUGGAAUUCUUAUAUUCACUUACUUGCUCUCUUUUGUAUCAGCUGAUUUACAAGGAGAUGCUUUAUUUACAUUGAGGAGUUCGCUCCAAGCUUCACCCACUCAAUUGGCAGAUUGGAAUCAAAAUCAAGUUAACCCUUGCACUUGGUCAUAUGUUAUGUGUGAUUCUAGUUAUAAUGUUAUUUCUGUGACAUUGCCAUCCAUGAACUUUUCUGGCACCUUGUCUCCUAAAAUAGGAGUUCUGAGUACUCUUUCAUCACUCACUUUGAAAGGAUGUGGUAUAACUGGUGAGAUACCAAAAGAGUUGGGGAACUUGUCUAGCUUGACCAACUUGGAUUUGGAAAAUAAUCGUUUGAGUGGAGAAAUACCCUCUUCCCUUGGUAAUCUUAAAAAUCUUCAAUUCCUCAGGAUACUGAGUAAGAACAAUCUUAGUGGGACUGUCCCUGGAUCAAUUUCAGAUCUUCCAAAGUUGAUCAAUCUUCGACUUGAUUCAAAUGAUCUUAGUGGUCAAGUUCCUGAGCAUUUGCUCCACAUUGCAAUUUACAACUUUACAGGAAACAAGUUAAAUUGUGGUAAAAAUUUUUCUUACAGUUGUGUGUCAAGCGGAAAUGGUUCAGGUUCUUCGCGGAAUCCAAAGGUUGGAAUUAUUAUUGGAAUUGUUGUGGGAUUUAUAAUUCUGCUUUGUGGUAGCUUGCUAUUUUUCCUGUUCAGAUGUAGGCAUAAACGCUACAAGGGCGAAGUGUUUGUAGAUGUUGCAGGUGAAGUUGACCGAAGAAUUGCUUUUGGUCAAUUGAAAAGGUUUGCUUGGAGGGAAUUGCAGUUGGCUACUGACAACUUCAGUGAAAAGAAUAUCCUUGGACAGGGAGGUUUCGGAAAGGUUUAUAAAGGUGUGCUUUCAGAUAACACAAAAGUUGCGGUUAAGAGAUUAACUGAUUUUGAAAGUCCGGGAGGAGAUGCAGCUUUUCAACGUGAAGUUGAGAUGAUAGGUGUAGCUGUUCACAGGAAUCUCUUACGGUUGAUUGGCUUUUGCACAACACCGACAGAACGCCUUUUGGUUUAUCCAUUUAUGCAGAAUUUAAGUGUGGCCUAUCGUCUUCGAGAACUCAAACCCGGUGAACCUGUUUUAGCUUGGCCCGCAAGAAAAAGAAUAGCACUAGGUGCAGCACGUGGGCUGGAGUACCUUCACGAACAUUGCAAUCCUAAGAUCAUUCAUCGGGAUGUGAAGGCAGCUAAUGUUUUAUUGGAUGUAGACUUUGAAGCAGUUGUUGGUGACUUUGGACUUGCGAAGUUAGUCGAUGUAAGGCGGACAAAUGUUACAACUCAAGUUCGUGGGACAAUGGGCCACAUAGCACCAGAGUACUUGUCCACCGGAAAGUCAUCCGAAAGGACAGAUGUUUUUGGUUACGGGAUUAUGCUUCUAGAGCUUGUAACAGGUCAACGUGCAAUUGAUUUUUCACGCUUGGAAGAUGAAGAUGAUGUUUUGCUGCUUGAUCAUGUCAAGAAUUUGGAAAGGGAGAAAAUGCUCGAUGCUAUUGUUGAUCGUAAUCUUAAUAAAAAUUACAUCAUGCAAGAGGUAGAGGCAAUGAUCCAAGUUGCACUGCUUUGUACCCAAUCUUCACCAGAGGACCGUCCAGCAAUGUCGGAGGUAGUGAGGAUGUUGGAAGGAGAGGGGCUGGCAGAGAGGUGGGAAGAAUGGCAGCACGUUGAAGUCAUGCGUAGGCAAGAGUACGAAAGAAUGCAAAGGAGAUUCCAAUGGGGAGAAGAUUCCAUGUAUAACCAGGACGCAAUUGAGUUAUCAGGCGGAAGAUGAGGUACAGAGUUGCACUUUGCUUGUUAAAAACCAUGUAACAUCCGAGUUUGUAUUAGUAGGUGUUGCUAAAUUAGUGUUUCAUUUGGUGUGCAAAACUAUAAUUUGAACAGUUAUAGGAAAAUCCUGUAAAAGAAAAGGGGCAAAAAUUGGCAUCAUGUUUUUAUAUCAGAUCCUUUGUAUUUGUUUGUCAUAACUCCGGUUUCCAACAUGUUUUAUUCAAAAAUUUUUGUAUGUCUUCAUGGCUGAACAAAA